AGCGCUGUCAUCGUCGUCGUCGACUGUCAAGUGACGUUUGCUGUCGUGGCGCUGAAAGGGACAGAGAGAUAGAAAGUUUGUUGGUUGCCGACGCUUAAGCUGCAGAUUUGGUCGCAUUGCCUUUUCUUCAAUUAAAAUAAUAAUAACAUAAAACGCAAAAUGUAUCGUGAAAUGCUGGCGCUGUGUCUGCUUGCCGUUGUGUGCACAACGGGCGUCUAUGGCAGCUGCAAGGCGACGGUGAACGCCUUCAGCACACAGGAUGCCACAAUUCUGACGCAAGUGGCGCAUGUGGCCGAAUUCUCGCUGCAGUGCAGCAACUCGGCACAGCCCAGCCUCUUUGCUGAGUUCCCCUGCGGCAAGGUGGUGCCCGUUGCCAAGGUGGGCGACAACAAAUACCAGGUCAGCUGGGUGGAGGAUAUCAAGGGUGGCAGCAGCGGCAAUGUGCAGGUGCGUCUCUUCGAUGAGGAUGGCUAUGCGAAUGUGCGCAAGGCGCAACGCGAUGGCGACAAGGUCUCAUCGGUGAAAUCGCUGCUGGACAUCGGUGUGCCCACCAAGGGCGCCUACAAGGGACCCUGGAUCAAGGCCGAAAUUCUGGCCGCCAUUCUUGUUGGCGGCGUUGCCUACUUUGCCUUCACCACCAAGGGCAAGGUGCAGUCCUAAUGCAAUUGUUUGUUGGGAUGUUGCCCAAUCGAGACUUCUUGAAUGAAAUUCAUUCACCAAAUAAUAUUCACAUACCAAGUAGCAACAAAUUCAAUCCAUUUUCUAUAGAUUUUCCCACAACUUUUUCUAUAUAUCACACACACACUCAUACAUAUAUAUAUAUAUGUUUAAGCUACAAAGUCGUGUAAAUAAAUGAGAGAGUUCAUCAGAA
This is a messenger RNA of Drosophila grimshawi, 871 nucleotides long. RefSeq names its product translocon-associated protein subunit delta (gene Tapdelta). The transcript is spliced from 2 exons. Gene Ontology annotation, cellular component: membrane; endoplasmic reticulum; endomembrane system. Bases 160 to 660 code for a protein of 166 amino acids. The record is from RefSeq and is a predicted model, not a curated record. NCBI's taxonomy places the organism in Eukaryota, Metazoa, Arthropoda, Insecta, Diptera, Drosophilidae.